AUGGAAUUAGAGUUUUCAGACCCUCCCAUUGAGGUAGUUAACCUUGAGGAGGCUAAGCUAGACCUUCUUUCCACUAAUAUAGAUGAGGAUGUCAUUGUCACAAAUUCUAAACAGCUAUCUGAGUCUGACCGUAGGACAAACGAUGCUGAUUCUUCCUUUAUUUGCAGGUCAAAUCCAUUAGCCGAGUUCACAAUUCAUGGGCUUUGGCCAGAUUAUAAUGACGGGCACUACCCAUCAUGCUGUAGAAACUCUGAUUUUAGUAUUAAGAAGAUCUCAUCUCUUAUGCCAGAGCUUCAGAAACAUUGGCCAUCCUUAAGUUGCGGUUCUCCAUCUCUUUGCCAUGGUGGCAAAGGGUUGUUUUGGGCCCAUGAGUGGGAAAAGCACGGGACAUGCUCAUAUCCUGUUAUAUUAGAUGAAUACAGCUACUUCUCCGUGGCCCUUGAUCUUUAUUUCAAGUAUAACAUUACGAAAAUUCUGAGCAAUGAAGGUAUUUUGGCUAGCAAUGCUGAAACAUAUUCUGUUGAAGACAUCAUUUCUGCAAUCAAGAAAGCUGUUGGGGCACUGCCUCUGUUGGAAUGCAGACGAGGUUCCUUGGAGGAACUUCAACUUUGCUUUGACAAAAAAUUUAAGCCUCGAGACUGCUAUAUUGGCUCUGGCAUCGGAACCAGCAGCACAUUUAGCUCAAGCAAAUCAUGCCCCAGACGCAUUAGCUUACCAACUUACACUCCAUUGGGUAAUGGUCUGAAUGGAGAUGCCAGUUCUGCGAUCAACUGGUUGAUUGAGAAUGAGCCGUUUGUUCCUUUCAAUGUGAUGUAAGAUUUGGAUCUUGAACUCCUUUUAUCAUUAUUAUUGAAUGUGAAAAGGGGGCUCUGUAAAAUACAAAAUUUUUUAUCAUAGAACAGCUCCCCUUUCUCAGCUAAACUAUCAUGGUGUCGACAGUAAAGAUUAACAAAGCCACUUCAGCUUGUAACAAUGAAUGUAUAAGACGACUAGAUUUAAGCAUUUCUUUUGUGGCCAAUCCUGCAGUAGUUACAUUUUCUAGUUGUAAGCUCUGAUAAUCACAAGCGACCUUCUGGGAGUAAAUUUCAAUGAGGGUUGGUUUGUUUGUCUAUUUGUAGCUAAAAAUUGUAUGAAAAAUAUUUUAUUUUUUU
Molecule: messenger RNA, 1151 nt
Organism: Dendrobium catenatum
Lineage: Eukaryota; Viridiplantae; Streptophyta; Magnoliopsida; Asparagales; Orchidaceae
Product: ribonuclease 2
Biological process (GO): RNA catabolic process
Cellular component (GO): extracellular region
Molecular function (GO): ribonuclease T2 activity; RNA binding
Source: RefSeq, a predicted model, not a curated record